Molecule: messenger RNA, 1146 nt
Organism: Brassica napus (rape)
Lineage: Eukaryota; Viridiplantae; Streptophyta; Magnoliopsida; Brassicales; Brassicaceae
Exons: 3
Coding region: 545-922 (125 amino acids)
Source: RefSeq, a predicted model, not a curated record
AGAUCUGUGUUGGGCUUUAGUUUCGUUACUGGGCUUCAGUUUAAUUGAGAGAAAGAGGUCGGGGAAAAUUCAUAACAUUCACCUUCUUCAAAAAUGGGGAAAUAUCAAUAUCUAGGGUUCUUCAACUUCUCAAUCAUCUCUGACAAUGGAGUUUCGGGACAGUUAUCAGAGAUGAUUCGUGAUGACGAUACCAUAGUUCGAGAUGUAUCGGUGUCGUUUCGUCUCAAUUUUCUUCUCCCAGAAACGGUUAUGGGAUGCAUUGACUCAGUGCCAUAAAUGACAUUCUUAACUCUUUCGACCAUUCAACGGUCUGACGGUGCCUCUCCACCUAUAAAAAGUAGAAUGGGAGAAGACGCUCAUGGGAAGCUGAUAGAAGGUGUGAAGGGGGAUGGAUCUGAAGGGUGUGGAGUCCGCUUGGAUUACGUAAAGUUGGUGACGGAGGAGCCGACGGGACAAACAGUGGUGAUGCUGCAAUAGGACGGGCAGAACACGAUCAUUAUUGUAGCUGGUGCUAAUAUGAGAGGGUGGCCUGAGAAGAUGAUCAAUGAUGUUUGAGAUCGUCAGGAAUGUUGGUGUUGUGCUGCUUCAAAGAGAGAUCCCAGACUCCAUCAACAUUCACGUUGUGAAGGCUGUGAAGAGAGCAGUUGUUUCGGUCAUCUUGACUUGGGAGGAAUGGAUAUGCCAAUCCCUAAUGAAGUACUGGAUUCAGUCGACAUCUUGCACCCGGAUGAAACUGAGCUCUGUCGCUUCACCGGAAGACCUACUGAAACUUUUGAACAUAUUAGCCAAGUCGUCGCAAAGUGUCAUAAGUUGGUACUUGACGGAGAGUAUGGUUAAACCAUCAUCUUUUCAUAAAUGUCUCCAUCAUGAGUUCCGGCCACGACCUAGCCACCUCAACGUAAUGCAUAAAGAUCAAGAUUAGAAAAAUAGUAAUCAACGUUUUUUAAUUUUACUUUUUUCGUUCUUGCGAGUUAGGGAAUUACCAUUAUGAUGAUGACAUCACCCAGUACCGUAUUCUCGGUUGGUUUAUUAUAUACCAUUAGAUAUAGAUACUUUAUUAUGAACGUUCUAAUCUUUACUCUCUUUUUCUUGAAACACUAACGUCCUAAACUUAACAAUUUUUAGUUUUAAAAUAUCUUUGACAUU